Messenger RNA from Solanum verrucosum, 4584 nucleotides. RefSeq lists its product as uncharacterized. Lineage: Eukaryota; Viridiplantae; Streptophyta; Magnoliopsida; Solanales; Solanaceae. The coding region runs from base 1 to 4584 and encodes 1527 amino acids. Gene Ontology annotation, molecular function: nucleic acid binding; zinc ion binding. Gene Ontology annotation, biological process: DNA integration. The record is from RefSeq and is a predicted model, not a curated record. The transcript is spliced from 6 exons.
AUGGUAUAUCAACAUUGCCCUUAUAGGAUACCCAAGAGGAUUAGAAAUGUAGCUUAUGCGUUGGAGCUACCGUCUGAAUUAGCAGUAGUACAUUCGGUAUUCCACAUUUCUAUGUUGAAGAAGUGUAUGGGAGAUCCUUCACUUAUUGUACCUACUGAGAAUACUGGUAUCAAGGACAACCUAUCUUAUGAGGAGAUACUCGUUCAAGUUAUUGAUCAUCAGGUUCGCAAGUUAAGAACCAAUGAGGUUGCAUUAGUCAAAGUUUCAUGGAGGAACCAAUUUGUCGAGGAAGCUAAUCGGGAGGCUGAUGAGGAUAUGAAGAGGAGAUACCCACAUCUCUUUCCUUCUGGAGAAAUUCCAAAUAAAGAUAGCAUGGCUAAGCUCGCAAAGAUGCCGAGGGCUAGAGCUACCAGAGUUAGGGGGGAGGCAGCCCCCGAGGUCAGAGUUGAGGCCCCAACUAGGGGUAGAGGUCGGGCUAGAGGCCGAGGACGUGGUCGAGGCCGUGCCAGAGGAGCGAUUGGAGUUGCUGCAGAGCAGGCUCCUGCGGGACAUGCACCCCCAGUUCAUGAUGACAGACUCGACAGGAUAUUUGGGUUAUUGGAGCGUCUUACUCAGGGUGCAGCAGGUAUAAUAGCGGGGUUACAAGCUGGGGUAGGGGCACAGGCCCCUGGUUAUCAGCAUCAGAUUCCAGUGGUUCCAGAGCCGGUGGUUCAGCCACCACAGGUUCCAGCACCGGUUGUAGGGGUACCGGCGGCCCUUGAGGUGGCCUUGGCAGAUGAUGACCAGGUCUGCUAUGAGCGGUUUCAGAAAAUGAAACCACCUCAGUUUCAUGGUGCUAAGACUGAUGAUGCUCACGAGUUUUUGACCUUGAGUCGAGAGAUGUUGGCGGCGAUACGCAUGUUAGAUGAGAGGGGCGUCCGAUUUGUGUCCCUUCAGUUACGCGGUGUCGCUAGGGAGUGGCUGAGGACCUUCAUGAGUUCGAGACCAGCGGGAUCUCCUCCCAUGGAGUGGAGUGAGUUUGCUAGUGCUUUCGAGGGUCGUUUCAUCCCUUGGAGUGUACAAGAGGAGAGCCGUAUGAGGUUUGAGAGUUUGGUGCAGGGUAGCAUGUCAGUCACAGAUUACGAGGCUCGAUUCUGUCAGUUGUCAAGACAUGCCUCUGCUUUGAUUUUAGGUGAGCCUGAGCGGAUUCGCAGAUUUGUCAGGGGUUUGACUCCCACUAUCCGUAGUUAUGUGUUUAGAUCAUCUCGAGAGGGUGCUUCCUUCCAGACUAUAGUGAGUGCAGCCAGAGAGGCUGAGUUGCUUGAGCAGGAUGAUUUUGGUGGGCCCAAGAGGGUCCGUACAGGUGGUCAGUAUUCGGGUACCUCGUCAGGAGGUAGGGGCCCACACAGGGGAGGCGGGUCCUUCCUGCGUCAGAGGCCAGUACAUGCUUCAUUACCAGCUAUCGAGGGUGGGCCAGCAGCUCGGGGUCUUUCAGGUUCGGGUCGAGGUGGUUAUAGCAUUACUUCGGGUUCUCCACAGUCAGGAUCCACACCGAGGUCUUGUUAUGGUUGCGGUGAUCCAGGCCACUUGAUUCGUCAGUGUCCACUUCAGACUCAGUCUGGACCACACCGUACUGUCUCCGCGGUCCCAGAGAGAGAUUCAGCACCUCCAGCUAGAGGUCGGGGUCGGGGACCAGCAUCUGGUAGAGGCGGACGAGCUUCGGGUAGAGGUGCUAGUGGCGCCUCAGGUUCACAGAGUGGGGGCAGAGGUGCCCAAUGUUAUGCUUUUCCUGGGAGGCCCGAGGCUGAGGCUUAUGAUGCAGUUAUCACAGGUAUCAUCUCAGUUUGUCAUCGGCCUGCUUCCGUGCUAUUUGAUCCUGGUUCUACAUUCUCAUAUGUGUCUACAUAUUUUGCUUCCGGCCUUGAGUUGACUUGUGAUCGUAUGUCUGUGCCUAUUAGAGUCUCUACACCCGUAGGUGAACCCUUAGUGGUGAAUCGAGUGUAUCGAUCUUGUCUUGUUGUCUUAUCGGGGUAUGAGACCUGGGUGGAUAUGAUUCUUCUUGAUAUGUUAGACUUUGAUGUCAUAUUGGGUAUGGACUGGCUUUCCCCCUAUCAUGCGCUUCUUGAUUGUUAUGCUAAGACUGUCACCUUAGCUAUUCCGGGUAUUCCUAGAGUGAAGUGGAGAGGGACUAGUGGUUCGUAUCCCAACAGGGUCAUAUCUCAUAUUCGGGCUCAGAGGAUGAUUGACCGGGGUUGUUUAUCUUAUUUGGCCUUUAUUCGGGAUGUUGGAGCUGAGUCACCGGCCAUGGAGUCUAUUCCGGUGGUUCAGGAGUUCCCUGAUGUGUUUCCCGAGGAUCUACCUGGUGUUCCUCCUGUUCGUGAUAUUGACUUCUCUAUCGACUUGGAGCCGGGCACCAAGCCCAUAUCUAUUCCACCUUAUCGUAUGGCUCCAGCUGAGUUGAAGGAGUUGAAGGAUCAGAAUCAGGACUUAUUGAGUAAAGGAUUCAUACGCCCUAGUGUGUCGUCUUGGGGUGCACCGCUUCAGGGAGCAGCCUUGUUCUCUAAGAUCGACUUGAGAUCUGGGUAUCAUCAGUUGAGGAUUAAGCCUUCAGAUGUGGCGAAGACAGCUUUUCGCACACGAUAUGGUCAUUAUGAGUUUUUGGUGAUGUCAUUUGGGCUCACCAAUGCCCCUGCGACGUUCAUGGAGUUGAUGAAUGGAGUGUUUCGCCCAUACUUGGAUUCUUUCGUAAUUGUGUUUAUUGAUGACAUCUUGGUAUAUUCCAAGACCGAGGCGGAUCAUGUUUGUCAUUUGAGGGCCGUGCUACAGAAGUUGAGAGAUGAGAAAUUGUAUGCUAAAUUGUCUAAGUGUGAGUUUUGGCUUGAGUCAGUGGCUUUCCUAGGGCACGUGGUGUCUAAGGAUGGAGUUAGGGUUGAUCCGGCCAAGAUUGAGGCAGUUCAGGGUUGGACUAGACCUACAUCACCUACUGAGAUUCGGAGUUUUGUUGGCUUGGCGGGUUACUAUCGGCGUUUUGUUCAGGGAUUCUCUACUAUAGCUGCGCCGUUGACCAGAUUGACUCAGCAGACGGUUCCUUUUCAUUGGUCACCCGAGUGUGAGGCGAGCUUCCAAAGGCUCAAAUCCCUAUUGACUUCAGCACCUGUCUUGACUUUGCCAGAGGAGGGUGUUGGAUUUACUGUUUAUUGUGACGCUUCGGGUGUUGGACUUGGAGGUGUUUUGAUGCAGAAGGGUAAGGUUGUAGCAUAUGCCUCUAGACAGCUGAAGGCACACGAGAGGAAUUACCCAACUCAUGAUUUGGAGUUGGCGGCUGUGGUAUUUGUGCUUAAGUUGUGGAGACAUUACCUAUAUGGUGUUCAUUGCGAGGUAUUUACUGAUCAUAGGAGCCUACAGUACAUAUUCACUCAGCGGGAUCUGAACUUGAGACAGCGUAGGUGGCUUGAGUUGCUCAAGGACUACGACAUGACCAUUUUGUAUCACCCCGGGAAGGCCAAUGUGGUGGCCGAUGCCUUGAGUAGGAAGACUUCUAGUAUGGGGAGUCUUGCCGCGAUCAGUGUUGAGAGGCGGCCUUUGGUUCGGGAUGUUCAGAGGUUAUUUGACUGUAUGGUGAGAUUUCGGGUUUCUGAGGAGAGUAGAGGUGUGUUUGCCUUCAUUGAAGCCCGUUCAUCUUUGAUGGAGCAGAUUAGAGAGCAUCAGUAUGAGGAUGGGAAGUUAUGUCUUAUCCGGGACAAGGUGAUGAGUGGUGAAGCCAAGAAGGCUAAGAUUGACUCCGAGGGUGUAUUGAGGAUUGAGGGCCGGAUAUGUGUGCCCAAGAGGGAUAUUGCAGAGUUUGUGGCUAGGUGCUUGACAUGUCAGCAGGUCAAGUGCGAGCACCAGAAGCCUGGUGGUGUGACGCAGAGGAUGCCCAUUCCUACUUGGAAGUGGGAGAGGAUUGCUAUGGACUUCGUAGUUGGAUUGCCUACCACCGUGGGUGGUUAUGAUUCUAUAUGGGUGGUCGUCGACAGAUUGACCAAGUCUGCUCAUUUCAUCCCGGUCCGAGUGAGGUAUACAGCGGAGAAGUUGGCUCAGAUUUAUAUUAGUCAGAUUGUACGGUUAUACGGAGUGCCGGUGUCCAUUGUGUCUGACAGGGGUUCAGUAUUCACUUCUCAUUUCUGGAGAGCAUUACAGCAUGAUUUGGGCACUAGACUCGACAUGAGCACAGCUUUUCACCCUCAGACUGACGGUCAGUCUGAGAGGACUAUUCAGGUGUUGGAGGACAUGCUUCGGGCUUGCGUGAUCGACUUUGGUACUAGAUGGGAUCAACACUUGCCAUUGACAGAGUUCGCCUACAACAACAGUUAUCAUUCUAGCAUUGGGAUGGCACCUUUUGAGGCACUGUAUGGUAGGCGGUGUAGAUCACCUAUUGGAUGGUUUGAUUCAGCGGAGGUGGACUCCCUUGGUACUGAUAUUCUUAGAGAGGAUAUGGAGCGUGUUCGUGUGAUUCAGAGUAGGCUCUUGAUUGUCCAGAGUAGGCAGAAGAGCUAUGCUGACAGGAGGGUUCGACCCUUAGAGUUCAUGGUGGGUGAUCGAGUUUGUCUUCGGGUAUCGCCAUGA